Messenger RNA from Aedes albopictus (Asian tiger mosquito), 2102 nucleotides. Its product is annotated as methanethiol oxidase. Bases 219 to 1913 code for a protein of 564 amino acids. The record is from RefSeq and is a predicted model, not a curated record. NCBI's taxonomy places the organism in Eukaryota, Metazoa, Arthropoda, Insecta, Diptera, Culicidae. The transcript is spliced from 4 exons. Gene Ontology annotation, molecular function: selenium binding.
GCGGUGCUUCGUUCGUCAGAUUUGUGCCUCUAAAGUUUGUAUGCAAAAUUGCAAUGGGAUUUCUUGAUGUUUCACCUUAAAAUCCCGCUCGUUUCAAAUCUGUACGGUGCGUCUUACAAUUGCAUGCUUUGCAGCACGAAAAAGUUUAACGACGAUAAAAGGUGCCUCACCCUACCACGUCUAAUACCAUUUCUCUGUCUGCUUUCCUCAACAUAUUCAUGAUAAAUAAAUCAGUUUGUUCUUGUACAUGUAGGCAUUUGCCGGCUACUACCGUCGCGUGUAUCUGUUUUGUAUGCGAGUUUGCUGUGACCAAUACACACUACAGCAAACGGCGUAAUCUACGGCUCUACCCGGCUGGCGACAAAAGCCUUCAUUCAUUCUCGUACCGCUCGCUGCACGAUCGAUUCGUAUACGUUCUCUGUUCAAACCGGUCAUACUUGUUGCUGUUUUGCUUAGCUAUCGCCAGAAUGAACCAAUCAAAAUGCUAUUGUGGUCCAGGCUAUGCCACGCCAAUGGAUGCUGUCCGCAAUGGACCUCGAGAGAAGAUGUUGUACGUGGUAACAGUGCAACCAAAUUUGGAGGAGCCCCACGGUGACUACCUUUCGACGGUGGAUGUUGAUCCAGAGAGUGCUACCUAUUGUCAAGUCAUUCAUCGAACCUUUACGAACAGCACCGGCAACGAGAUGCAUCACAGUGGAUGGAAUACAUGUUCAAGUUGUCACUUCGUGGAUGAUAAAACGAAAGCCCCUAAAAGGGAUCGUAUGAUUCUACCAUGUUUGAACUCUGAUCGCAUCUUUAUCGUUGACGUAGGUACUAACCCCAAAGCUCCUACACUGGCAAAAGUGAUUGAAGGUGAUGUUCUGAAGAAGGCCAACGUAACGGCUCCACACACCACCCACUGCUUGCCGAAUGGAAACAUUAUGAUUUCAAUCAUGGGCGAUGCAGAGGGAAAUGCGAAAGGCGAUUUUAUUGAAUUCGAUAAGAAUUUUGAGUUUGUUGGUACGUGGACCAAGGGGAACAAGAUAGCCAUGUGCGGGUACGACUAUUGGUACCAGCCGUUUUUCAACGUAAUGGUAGCUUCCGAGUGGGGUGCUCCGAAGAUGUUCCGACGGGGAUAUCAAGAUUCCGAUGCAUUGGACACUGUUCAGUACGGUCGCCGUUUGAAUUUUUAUAAAUGGAACGAGCAGGAAUUGUUCCAAACCAUUGAGAUGAAUGAAGAAGGAACGUGUCCCUUGGAAAUUAGAUUUUUGCACAAUCCAAAGGAAAAUCAAGGUUAUGUUGGAUGUGCCUUGUAUGCCAAUGUGUACCGGUUUUUCAAGAAUGAAGAUUCGGAUAAGUAUUCAAUUGAAAAAGUGAUUGACGUUCCAGCCAAAAAGGUAGAAGGAUGGAGUGGAGAGUACAUUAAUGGAAUGAUGACUGACAUUCUCAUUUCGCUGGACGACCGAUUUCUCUACUUCAGCAAUUGGCUGCAUGGAGAUGUUCGACAGUACGAUAUUACAGAUCGGUCUAACCCGAAGCUAACAGGCCAGGUUUUCCUGGGUGGUGCUGUACUGAGUGAUUCCAAGGUAAAAGUCGUCGAAGAUAAAGAGCUGACGAAACGGCCUGACCCGGCUUUCAUUAAGGGGCGACGUCUUUUGGGUGGGCCACAAAUGUUGCAACUGUCACUGGAUGGCAAGCGAUUGUACGUGUCUUCGAGCUUGUUCUCCCCGUGGGACAAACAGUUCUAUCCGGAGAUGGUGAAAGCGGGAGGAACAAUCGUACAAAUUGAUAUUGACACGGUCAAUGGAGGCAUGAAACUCAACGAAAACUUUUUGGUCGAUUUCGGCAAUGAACCAUACGGCCCAUCGCUACCACACGAAAUGAGAUACCCUGGUGGCGAUUGCACUUCCGACAUAUGGAUUGUGAACGAGUGAAAAUUUUCGGUCAGCGAAAAAUAAACAUGGUGCACGUUUUGAUACUACAUUCCAUUCUAAAAUAAUGCCAGGAAAAGCGUGUUACUUUUGAAAAUUCAGAUUCAUAUGCAAAGCAAAAUAAAAAAUAAGAAAUGUGAAAUUAUGUUAUCUAUGAAUUACAACAAUAUACUGAAAAACACAGAAAAAGUA